This is a messenger RNA of Euleptes europaea (tarantolino), 2427 nucleotides long. Its product is annotated as vomeronasal type-2 receptor 26-like. Bases 1 to 2427 code for a protein of 808 amino acids. Gene Ontology annotation, cellular component: membrane. The record is from RefSeq and is a predicted model, not a curated record. The transcript has 5 exons. Gene Ontology annotation, biological process: G protein-coupled receptor signaling pathway. Gene Ontology annotation, molecular function: G protein-coupled receptor activity. NCBI's taxonomy places the organism in Eukaryota, Metazoa, Chordata, Lepidosauria, Squamata, Sphaerodactylidae.
AUGGUGACCAAGUUCUACCAGCACAUCCUAGCUAUGGCAUUUGCUAUCAGUGAAAUCAACGAGAAUCCCAAGAUCUUGGCCAACGUCACUCUUGGGUCUCACAUUUUGGACAGCUACUAUGAUGUGAGGUUGACUUACUGUAGCACUCUGGGCCUGCUUUUCAAAUCACAGAGGUUCAUACCCAACUACAAAUGUGAAACCCAGAAAAACCUUGUAGCCAUCAUCGGAGGACUCGAUUCUGAGACCUCCUUCCACAUGGCAGACAUCUUAGGUCUUUACAAGACUCCACAGCUCUCAUAUGGUUCCUUUGCCACUGAGGAGAUGGUGAUGGCAAAGUUCCCUUUCUUUUACCGCACAGUCCCAAAUGAAUCCCAUCAGUAUAUGGGGAUUAUCCAGUUGCUUCUCCAUUUUGGAUGGACAUGGAUUGGGCUCUUAGCUGUGGAUGACGAGAGUGGAGAACGUUUCCUAAAGAACGUAGAACCAUUGCUUUCCAAAUAUGGCAUCUGUUUGGCCGUCACAUUUAGAAUCCCAAAGCAAAUCAACUGGGAAAAUACGGAUGAUCUUCUGCGUAUUUUUUCAAAUCGUCAUAAAUUCUUUAAAGAUAACAAAGUCAAUACAUUCAUCUUCUAUGGAGAUUCUAUGUCUAUUGCAUCAUUCAAUUCUAUUACAAUUUUAGCAGAUUCCAAAUUUAAGGGAAAUAUAUUAUUUAGGAAGGUGUGGAUUAUGACAGGCCAGAUUGAUUUUGCAGCAACAGGCCUUCAAAUAGCCCUUCAAAUAGAUUUCCAGUUUUUCCAGGGUGCCAUUUCCUUCACGGUCCAUUCCAAUGAGAUUCCAGGGUUCCAGAAAUUUCUCCAGAAUGUAAAGCCCUAUCAAUCACAAGGUGAUGAUUUUCUCAAGGAAUUCUGGGAGCAAGCUUUCACCUGCCCACUUCCAGAACCCCAACAACCUGUGAAUGUUGGGAAGACAUGUUCAGGGGAAGAGAGGCUAGAAGACGUCCUUGGGCAUGUUUUUGAAAUGCACACUACUGGGGAUGGCUACAGUAUCUAUAAUGCUGUCUACGCCGUGGCACAUGCAUUGCAUUCCCUGUAUGCAUCUAAAUCUAGCCACAGUUCAACGAUGGGUACUAAAACGGUUGAACUUCAAGAUCUCCAUCCUUGGCAGCUCCACCCAUUUCUUCAAGGUCUUUCAUUUAACAAUUCAGCUGGAGAAAUGAUAUCAUUCAAUGAUAACAAGGAAAUGGAAGGCGGAUUUGACCUCAUAAACCUGGUUAUGUUCCCAAACAAUUCUUUCCUCAAAGUGAGAGUUGGAAGGGUGGAUCCCAGUGCUUCUAAAGGAGAAAACUUCAGCAUCCAUGAGGAGAUGAUUGUGUGGCAAUCCCGUUUUGACCAGAUGGUGCCCCUCUCUGUAUGCAACAGCCCCUGUUACCCUGGAAAUUUGAAGAAAAAGAAAGAAGGGAAUAAAUUUUGCUGCUACGAUUGUGAGGAAUGUCCAGAAGGCAAGAUUUCAGACAAGAAGGACAUGGAUGAUUGCUUCAAAUGCCCAGAAGAUCAAUAUCCAAAUAAGGACCAUGAUCAAUGUAUUCCCAAGAAAAUAAGCUAUCUGUCAUAUCAAGACCCCAUAGGGAUCGCCUUGGCUUCAAUGGCUCUUUCUUCAUCUUUGAUGACUGCUUUGGUGUUAGGAGUUUUCAUUAAGCACAGUGAUACCCCCAUAGUCAAAGCAAACAACCGGGAUAUCACCUACACACUCCUGGUCUCCCUCCUACUCUGCUUCCUUUCAUCUUUACUAUUUCUCGGGCAGCCUAGCAAGGUUACUUGCUUUCUUCGACAAUCUGCUUUUGGCAUUAUCUUCUCAGUGGCUGUUUCUUGUGUCUUGGCUAAAACCAUCACAGUGUAUAUAGCUUUCAUGGCCACCAAACCAGGGCCUAGCAUGAGGAAGUGGGUGGGGGAAAGUCUGACCAACUCCAUUGUCCUUUCCUGUUCCCUUCUUCAAGGCGCCAUUUGUACAAUGUGGAUAGUCAAAUCUCCCCCAUUCCCAGCUAUGAAUAAAGAAUCAGUGGCGGGACAGAUUGUACUAGAAUGCAAUGAAGGCUUUGUUGUGAUGUUUUAUAUUGUACUGGGCUACAUGGGACUUCUCUCCCUCAUCAGCUUGACCAUGGCCUUCCUAGCCAGGAAACUGCCAGAUAGUUUCAACGAAGCCAAGUUCAUAACCUUCAGCAUGCUGAUCUUUUGUAGUGUUUGGUUGUCCUUUGUUCCAACCUACCUGAGCACCAAAGGGAAAUACAUGGUGGCCGUGGAGAUCUUCUCUAUCUUGGCAUCCAGUGCUGGGUUACUGGCUUGUAUUUUUUCACCCAAAUGCUUCAUCAUUCUUCUGCGGCCUGAGCUGAACAACAGAGAGCAACUAAUGUGGAAGAAAACAUCAAGAAUCUGA